Fusarium graminearum PH-1 is the source of this 618-nucleotide messenger RNA. RefSeq lists its product as uncharacterized. Lineage: Eukaryota; Fungi; Ascomycota; Sordariomycetes; Hypocreales; Nectriaceae. The record is from RefSeq and is a predicted model, not a curated record. The coding region runs from base 69 to 272 and encodes 67 amino acids. The transcript is spliced from 2 exons.
AUCCAUCUUGUCUACACAUCUCUUCUCUACCAAACCACUUCUUCACUUACACCAAAACCCUCUUCGAAAUGCCCGAGACUACCACUCCCCAGGUUCCUGCCUCUCUCGGCGAGAACAGAGGUAUCAAGUUCUCCUUCAAGACUGGCAAUGCCCGUUACCAGUGCGUUCUUCAGGACCGCUCCGUCUAUGAGCGCAAGAAGGCUUCCCGCCAGAACUCUUCUGACUCUGUCUCCUCUACCGAGUCUACCCAGACUGAGAAGUCUUCCCACUAAAUCCGAGUUGGAAGAUUACGGGAUCAUGGCACCUUGGCCAAUAACAUCAACCCUCAAUCAAGCCUGUCUAUAACAAGGCUUCGAAGGGAGCAAUGGUGACCAAAGCAAACAAAAAUGGGGGGAGUUUAUUAUACCACAAUUAUCGAGCAUUAGCGACGGUUUUACAGAGACAUUUGGCGUCUCCAUGAAUCAAAACAAUCUUUUUUUUAUCGUUACCAUUUUUGAUUCUAUUGCUUAUUUUUGAAUGUAAAUCGCGUGCUGAUAUGAAUUGGAGCCAGUAUUUCACUCAACAUCAAGAAUUGACGUGUUAGUCUGAUCGCCCAGACAUCAGGAACAUUUUUCCAUC